CGUACGUGUCAUUACUGUCGCUUUUGCCGUGUCCUUGUCGCGUAAUCUACAAACAGGUAUAUUAAGGUGCAAGAUGGAGGGAGAGUACUCUUACGAUCCAAACUCAUUCGAGGUUACUGAGAAAAUGAUAGAAGAUUACAAUCGCCUAGGGUUUAUUAUUGUGAGGGGGUUGCUGGAUGCACAGGAGAUGGCUCUUUUGCGAAAGACGUUGGAAGGAUCGGACGCAAUCAUGAAACAUGCUUAUCAGAUUCCAGAUGGCCUGGGCAAGUCUGUGGGGAUGUGUAUUUGGAGCCACCCAGGGAACGACAUCACAGGGAUAAUUAGUCGUUCCGAGAAGUUGGUGAGAACGUCAGAAAAGCUAAUAGGACAUGGUGAGAUCUACCAUUAUCACACAAAGCUGCCCAUCAAGGAGCCAAACACAGGGGGAAGUUUCAGAUGGCAUCAAGAUUAUGGGUACUGGUAUCAGAACGGAAACCUAUUUCCAGACCAUCUUAACACUGUGUAUAUUGCCUACGAUAAGAAUGACCGCGAGAAUGGCUGCAUGCAGGUUCUGGUGGGUUCCCACAAGGCCGGACGCCAGACUCAUCACAGAGUUGGGGGCCAGAACGGUAUUGAUGAAGAACGAAUCGAGCACCUGGCCAAAGUUUGCCCGUUGAAGUACGUGGAGCUAGAGCCUGGAGAUGCUUUGAUCUUCAACGCCAACUUGAUCCAUAAGAGCGACGCCAACAACAGUAACAAGCGGCGGUGGUCGUUCCUCGUUUCGUACAACACCAAGGAAAACAACCCGGUGUACGUUCAUCAUCAUGCCCAGUAUACGCCUUUAGAUGUGGUUCCUAAUUCCGCCAUUAAAGCCUGCGCCAACUUCACAGACAUGACGGGGAAGGAAUUUCUGGACCCGUCCAUUGACAAGACCGUCAUCGCAGAUAAAAGUAACCCUGUGAAAAUACCAAAGACUAGCGAAUAA
Molecule: messenger RNA, 964 nt
Organism: Lingula anatina
Lineage: Eukaryota; Metazoa; Brachiopoda; Lingulata; Lingulida; Lingulidae
Source: RefSeq, a predicted model, not a curated record